AUGUCGCACCAACGAGGCUUGGGAGGUGGGCAGGUCUGGGGCUCAGCAGUAUCGUCCAAGGACGCCAUCGACGCCGUCGUCAUCUGCACGCCGGAUCGGACGCAUCAUGAAAUCGUCAAGAGUUUGGCUCCGCUGCGGCUGCAUGUAAUAUGCGAGAAAUCUCUGGCGACUUCGCUGGAUGAUUUCUUGGACAUAUAUCGGUAUCUGGGACUCGAUCGGUCUCCUGAGGUUUUGUUUGCUGUCGGCCAUGUCAUGAAAUACUCGCUGCACAACCAGCUUCUGCGCAAACUGGUGAGCGAGGAUGAAGCUGUUGGGGAGGUGGUAGGAAACUGGCGCAAUGAAUCCACCUCCGGGCCCACCCUGCUCACCAAGUCCUGCCAUGACAUCGAUUUCCUGCUCUGGCUGAUGUGCGAGCCGAAUAUUCCACAGCCCGACCAGCAGCGGGAUACGCCUUACCUGCCAUCGAGCGUGUCUUCGUCCGGGUCCCUAACAUUCUUCCGCCAACCACGCAAACUUCGAGUAGCGAAAAAGGCAACCAACUAUCUGUCCUGUCCCAUUGAAAAGGAAUGUCACUUCUCAGCCCGCAAAAUCUACUGGGAACAAGGGACCUGCCAAGAACUCGGCGGCUGGCCGUUAAACGUGGUCGUUCCGGAUAUAGAAGCCUACCUUGACGAGGGCGGCUUGAAUGGUGCUGCGAGCGGACUUGACCGCAAACUAAAAGAAGACUAUACAGAAGAAACCCCGUCGCAAGAGGUAUCUUCGCGCCAGUGGUAUGGCCGGUGCGUCUUCGAGUCGGACAGCGAUGUAUGCGACGACCAGACCGUCCACAUCACCUGGGACGACGAUGAGCCGAGUGGCCGCAUGGCGAAACGGGCGACGUUCCACAUGACUGCGUUCACGCAGGGCGUUUGCACCAAACAGACCAAGAUCUUCGGUACCAGAGGCGAGAUCGAGACGAAUGGCAAGUCACGGUGCCAACAACGGUGA
Molecule: messenger RNA, 987 nt
Organism: Penicillium alfredii
Lineage: Eukaryota; Fungi; Ascomycota; Eurotiomycetes; Eurotiales; Aspergillaceae
Product: Gfo/Idh/MocA family protein
Exons: 2
Coding region: 1-987 (328 amino acids)
Molecular function (GO): nucleotide binding
Source: RefSeq, a predicted model, not a curated record